This is a messenger RNA of Scleropages formosus (Asian bonytongue), 2769 nucleotides long. Its product is annotated as CAP-Gly domain-containing linker protein 4. The transcript is spliced from 16 exons. Gene Ontology annotation, molecular function: microtubule plus-end binding. NCBI's taxonomy places the organism in Eukaryota, Metazoa, Chordata, Actinopteri, Osteoglossiformes, Osteoglossidae. Gene Ontology annotation, biological process: cytoplasmic microtubule organization. The record is from RefSeq and is a predicted model, not a curated record. Gene Ontology annotation, cellular component: microtubule plus-end; cell cortex; nucleus. Bases 7 to 2535 code for a protein of 842 amino acids.
UUGUUGAUGCCACUCUGCUCUCUCGUUAUUCUUUUUCAACCGCAUUUUAAGUGCAGUAGUUUUUUUUUUCUUCCUUUGCAGGGUUGGUAUCAGGUUACUGUAAUUUCAUCGCUUGUAUAUUUCACUUUGUUGGCUCUGUACCCUAUUUUUGCUGUGAAAUUUGGUGGAAAUCAAACCGAUACAAGAGACAUUGGGGGACGUGUCCCCUUUGGACACCUGGCACGUCUGACAUUCUGGCAAAAUCUUGAUGGCUGUUCAGGUCCCAGUGGGUGGGGUCCCGUCUCGGACCUGGAGGUCCCCGCGGCUCCUGAAAUGGGUCCACGUGUGUCAGUCAAGCUCGGCCAGACAGAUGGUCAGCUGUCUUGUCUCUCUGCAGGACCUGAGCGGGGCAUGACCAAGGAGGACGUCCCCGAGUCCUCGGGGGGGGACCCUGUCCUAGGGAAACGCUGGAGCACAGACCCAGAGAGACCCGUCGUCCACCACGUGGCGUCUGCCCCCAUGCCCUCGGACUGUGAGUUCUCCUUCUUCGACCCAAACGAGCCGCAGUGCCGCGCCAUCCUGACGGACCCCCGGACCACCGUGCCGGAGCUGUUUGCCGUGCUGAGGCAGUGGGUUCCCCAGGUUCAGAGGAACAUCAGCCUCAUCGGGAAUGAGAUCCUCAAGCGUGGAUGUGGCGUCAAUGACCGCGAUGGCCUGACAGACAUGAGCCUCCUCCACUACUGCUGCAAGGCAGGAGCUCCUGGGAUUGGUGAUGCGGAGGCAGCGGCAUGCUUCGCGCGGCAACUAUUGUCUAUGGGGGCGGAGCCGAGCCUGCGCAGCCGUUGGACCAACAUGAGCGCUCUGCACUACGCAGCCUACUUCGACGUGCCGCAGCUCAUCCGCGUAGUGCUGCAGGCUGCGCAGCCGGGUGAGGUGGACGCCACCUGCAGCGACUUUGACUUUGGCACCGCCCUUCACAUCGCCGCCUCCAACCUGUGUGUCGCCGCCGUCAAGUGUCUGCUGGAGCUGGGUGCGAACCCCGCGUUCAGGAACGAGAAGGGUCAGUGCCCAGCCGACGUGGUGCCCGAGCCCCUGGACAUGCCCCUGGAGAUGGCGGACGCGGCUGCGCAGGCCAAGGAGUUGCGUUCCCUCCUUCGGGAGGUGCUGCCUCAACCCUGCACUCCCGCCCCGCCCCGCCCCCCCGGGCUCCUGUCCGAGAAGGCCCGAGCGCAGCUGCUCAGCAUGGGCAUCCGGCUGGGAGACCGCGUGGUCAUCGCCGGCCAGAAGGUGGGCACCCUGCGGUUCUGCGGCAGCACGGACUUUGCUGGCGGCCUCUGGGCCGGGGUGGAGCUGGAUGAGGCCGAGGGGAAGAACGAUGGCUCCGUGGCGGGGGUUCAGUACUUCGCCUGCCCGGUCAGACACGGGAUUUUUGCCCCACUGUCAAAAAUCGCCAAGCCACCGGAGAAGCGCCGACACGCCCCCCUGAGGAGGUCCACCCCGGUGCGGCCCGUCCGCCUCGACUUGUCCCACGUGACCUCCAAGAUCAACGCAGGCGGUACGACCACGAAAAAAGCACCAGUAAAGCCAACAGCGUCUCCAGGCUGCACGGACGGCGCCGACGACCCCCCGGUGGCAGAGACAGGUGCUCUGUCUCUCAGCUGCUCUUCCUCGUCCUCCUCUCUGGACUCCAGACACGGCCCCCCCUCCAGGCCUCGGCCAUUUCCCCGGCAACGACCCCCCGCCCGGUCGCGCAAAGAGCGCGCCCCGGCCAACUCGAAAAAUACACCCCCACCCCCCCUCACCUCAACUGCAGGCCCUCCCAGGACCCGGACCCCCUCGGCGAGUAGCUCUGUGUGCGAGGGCCCCCCGCUGCGGCUGGGGGAGCGCGUGCUGGUCGUCGGGCAGCGAACGGGCAUCGUGCGCUUCUAUGGCAAGACCAGCUUUGCCCCAGGUAUCUGGCUGGGCAUCGAGCUGGACAAGCCCAGUGGGAAGAACGAUGGCUCUGUGGGAGGGAUCCAGUAUUUCAGCUGUCCCCCCAAACACGGUGUGUUCGCCCCCCCCUCGCGGGUGCAGAGGAUCCACGGCUCCGUGGACUGCCUGUCCGAGCUGUCCUCCUCCCGACUCAACAGAUCAUUCAACGGCAUCCGACGAAGUUUUAGCACCUCAUCGUCCCUCUCCACGCAAAAGGAGCAAAACCGCAGGAGUCCAGACAACAGGACACGGACGAGCACGCCGAGGCGCCGGUGGAGCACGACGGGUACCGGGGGGGCCCCCGGCCCGUCAGGCGCGGACGGCAGCGUCCGCCUGCAGCCGGGCACGCAGGUCCUCCUGGGCGGCGCCAACGAGAUGGCGGUCGUCCGCUACGUGGGCACGACCGACUUUGCGCCGGGGCUCUGGUUGGGCCUGGAGCUGCGCGGCCCCAAGGGCAAGAACGAUGGCGCCGUCGGGGGGCGCCGCUACUUCAGCUGUCGGCCGGGCCACGGGGUCCUGGUGCGGCCCGGCAGGGUCACCUACCGGGGAAUCAACGGGGCGAAACUGGUGGAUGAGCUCAGCUGAGAGUGGGGGGGGGGGGCUAAGAAAUCCCGAUUUUUCUAACCCGUCGCACAAUAGGGGACGAGUUUGCGAAGCGUAGCAGUCGACUGCACACUAGUGAUUUAAUUUGUUAAGUACAUUUUAUUAGCAUUUGUCGCUGAUAGGAGUAAGAGUGUCAGAUAUUGUGUUCGCUAAUAGUGCGGCGAGACACCGCGGUACCGGGGAUUUAACUCGCUGCGAGCCUCCGGCAAAAAAAAA